Diversispora eburnea is the source of this 852-nucleotide messenger RNA. Lineage: Eukaryota; Fungi; Glomeromycota; Glomeromycetes; Diversisporales; Diversisporaceae. The record is from the annotation of a GenBank genome assembly.
AUGUCUUUUAACGAUUUAGAAAGAGGUUCAGGAGUGCACAAUAAUCGUAGUUCAAGAUACUACGGUGGAAUUACAACUACAUUUUCAGACGACGAUUCACGUUAUAAAAGUCUAAGCAAAAGUAUAUCACAGCAGAUUUUUAACAUUACAAGUAAUGUGGCUUCAAUACAGAAGCUUGUUAGUUAUCUCGGAACAUCAAAAGACACACCGGAUGUGAGAGCAAAAUUACAUACUUUAACCGAUAAGACACGAGAUUUGGUAAAAGAAACAAAUAAUGGAAUUAAGGCACUUUCUCACUUUGAGGGUUCUAAUGGGCAAAAUCGACAACGUAAACUUGAACAACAAAAAUUAUCCAAAGAUUUUCAAAAGACAUUUCAAGAAUUUCAAAAAGUUCAGCGACUCUCGGCAGAAAAAUUAAGGGAAUACGUUGGUAAAGCAAAAUCACUUAACGCUCGAAACGAUCAAUAUGAGGAAGAAGACUCUGGGAUCGCAGAAGAACAGCCUCUCAUAGAUGAUAGUCAACGAAGAUUUCAGCUUCAAGUAUUAGAUAACGAGAUUGAGUAUAAUGAAUCAUUAAUUGCUGAACGAGAGGUUGAGAUAAGAGAGAUCGAACAAGGAAUCAACGAACUUAAUGAAAUAUUUAGGGAUUUAGGAACUUUAGUAACCGAACAACAAACAAUGUUAGAUAAUAUUGAAAGCAAUGUGACAAACAUUGCCGUAAACGUUCGAAAUGCUGCAGAUGAAUUAAGUACUGCCAGUCGCUAUCAAAAGAAAGCGCGUAAUAGGAUGUGUUGUCUUAUGCUUAUUUUUGCAUUAGUUGGUGGAGUUGUGGUUUUGGCUGCUAUAGCGUGA